Molecule: messenger RNA, 960 nt
Organism: Chaetomium globosum CBS 148.51
Lineage: Eukaryota; Fungi; Ascomycota; Sordariomycetes; Sordariales; Chaetomiaceae
Exons: 5
Coding region: 1-960 (319 amino acids)
Biological process (GO): carbohydrate metabolic process; pentose-phosphate shunt; pentose-phosphate shunt, non-oxidative branch
Cellular component (GO): cytoplasm; intracellular anatomical structure
Molecular function (GO): transaldolase activity
Source: RefSeq, a predicted model, not a curated record
AUGUCCAACUCUCUCGAGCAGCUCAAGGCCACUGGCACUGUUGUUGUCAGUGACUCUGCCAUCGGCAAGUACAAGCCUCAGGAUGCCACCACCAACCCGUCCCUGAUCCUCGCCGCGACGAAGAAGCCCGAGUACGCCGCGCUCCUGGACGCUGCGGUUGCCCAGGCCAAGUCUGAGGGCGGCUCCAUCACCGAGCAGGUCGACUCCGCUCUUGACAACCUCCUUGUCCAGUUUGGCAAGAAGAUCCUUGAGAUCAUCCCCGGCAAGGUCUCCACUGAGGUCGAUGCCGCUUUCUCUUUUAGCACAAAGGCUUCGGUCGACAAGGCACUCCACAUCAUCAAGCUCUACGAGAAGGAGGGCAUCAGCAAGGACCGUGUCCUGAUCAAGAUUGCCUCGACAUGGGAGGGUAUCAAGGCCGCCGAGAUCCUGCAGCGGGACCACGGCAUCAACUGCAACCUGACCCUCAUGUUCUCGCUUCCCCAGGCUAUUGCCGCCGCUGAGGCCGGUGCCUUCCUCAUCUCUCCUUUCGUCGGCCGUAUCCUCGACUGGUUCAAGGCGGCCAACAAGAAGGAGUACGCCAAGGAGGAGGACCCGGGUGUCGCCAGCGUCAAGAGCAUCUUCAACUACUACAAGAAGUACGGCUACAAGACCAUCGUCAUGGGCGCCUCUUUCCGCAACACCGGCGAGAUCACUGAGCUCGCUGGCUGCGACUACCUGACCAUCUCCCCCAACCUGCUCGAGGAGCUCAUGAACUCCAGCGAGGCCGUCCCCAAGAAGCUCGACGCCUCGGCCGCCAGCUCGCUCGACAUCGAGAAGAAGACGUACCUCAACGAGGAGGCCAACUUCCGCUUCGACUUCAACGAGGACCAGAUGGCCGUCGAGAAGCUCCGUGAGGGCAUCAGCAAGUUCGCGGCCGACGCCGUCACCCUCAAGGGCAUCAUCAAGGCCAAGCUGCAGUAA